AUGGCAUUCGGGUUAACAUUGAAACGGUGUAAGUUGAUAAACUAUAAAAAUGGUUCAGUUGUAACACCUUUUCGGUGCCUAGCUGCCAUUCCGCUCGAAGGAAGCACGAGGGCAGGGGUAAUGCCCAACUCUAGACAGGCGAAGUCGAGAUGCAGAGGUGGGAUUCAAACCAUGAACCUUCCGGUCACUAGUGCAAAUGUUAUUCACUGCUGGCCGACUGUUGGCAUAGGAUCAAUUGGUGCCCUGUCAACUAUCAUCCCCACAGCUUUGUCCAGCACUGUGGAGGAUGCACGAGGUGAACUCAUCAGCUUCCGGUCUGAAGUAAAGGACAUGGCCAAGCCUUUGCACAGGCUCACCUUUGAGCAACACCGCCGCAGCUUACCUCACAGCGAUGCCCCCGUGGGAUCAGUGAAUACUUCGGAACAAAGACCACACCGAUCGGCUGUGGAUAUGUAUGUGGAUAGACCCGGUCUGAAAUGCAUCGGUCGGGACUACGGUGGUGAUGAACGGUUUUCCGGCUGGAAGGAUCCUGGUUACAAUGAGAUUAUCGGAAAAUGCUACAAAGCGACUCCAGAAAUUCCGCAACCGACCUCACUUUUCAAGAGACGCAAAGCGGAUUUACGAGAAAAUAUAUUACUAGCAUGCCUCUCCCAUCAGUAG
Messenger RNA from Opisthorchis viverrini, 660 nucleotides. RefSeq lists its product as hypothetical. The transcript is spliced from 4 exons. NCBI's taxonomy places the organism in Eukaryota, Metazoa, Platyhelminthes, Trematoda, Opisthorchiida, Opisthorchiidae. The record is from RefSeq and is a predicted model, not a curated record. Bases 1 to 660 code for a protein of 219 amino acids.